This is a messenger RNA of Pocillopora meandrina, 3713 nucleotides long. The record is from the annotation of a GenBank genome assembly. Lineage: Eukaryota; Metazoa; Cnidaria; Anthozoa; Scleractinia; Pocilloporidae.
GUAUAAAACGCGCAACGCGUACGACUAACUUAAUGAGAGUGCGUCCGGAAUGAGUCCAAGGGUUUUGCGGCAUAAGUUCUCCUAUUAUCUCAAAAUUAAGGUUGUGAGUAUUCAAAAGAUUUGUUUUUAGUCGAUGGAGGACUGUUUCUAAGCUACAAUUUCGCCUGACCGAUCGCAAUCUUCUGAUCCACGCAAGUGACUGACUCGGCAAUCCGAGAGCGCUUUGAUUUAAAUCAAUUCUAUUAGAAACAGUGCGUUAUGUCGGAUCUGGAAGACAUCGAAGAUGUAUUUGAGGUAGGUAAUUUACAUAUCAGGAAAUGUGUUUGUAUGUGGCUUGUCAGGAAGGUUGUGAAAAGAAACCCUGUUAUACUAAGUCUGUUACGGUACUUUACGUGACCUUGGUGCUGAAGUUAGAAACUAGCUGGUGACUUUAAGUUUAUCUCAUCUCGGAACAAGCACAGACAUGAACGAUAUUAUUUACUCACUGUCCUCCCAACAUACUUUUGCGAUUCGAUGAAAUCUCAAGUAAGCCUACGUAAUUACUAUUACUGUGUUUGUUUUAGUUUUGUUUAGAUAGGUGUCAGUAUGAACUCCAUAUAAGGCUAAAAUUCCGGUUGUGUCCUCGUGUACCGGUACACAAAGGAACGAAACAUUAACGAACUGCGUCACAACUCCAUGUAUGGAUAUGAAAACAAUAGGAAUUCCCCCGUGUACCGGUACACCAGGACAGCCCCAAAAUUCCUUUUUGAUGCAAGCAGAAAUGAACAGACUAGCAGUUGAAAUUGCAAUCAUCUACUAAAGAAAGACAUGCACAAGACUGUUUAUUCAUAUGCUGUGCACACCAUAAUGUUAAUACAAAUAAAGGGUUAGUCAUCUUAUGUUCAGUUCAGUACCCACUGGGUGAUGUUUCUAAGAUGAAUAAAAAUGGUUGAAUGAACAGGGGAUUUCAUUUGCAUAAGUCAGAGUUGAAGCCAUGGAAUUUUUGAAAGUAGGUUCGAGAAAAAUGGGUAACACAUUAAGAGAUAUCCUUACUACUAUAACAUAGGUAUGAUAAUGAUGAAUUGAAAAUAUACUUCAUGAUAAACAAAAAGAUUCACAAAGUAUUCAUAAUUACAACCAUCAGCACAAUGUAGUUUUUUAAUCUGAAUUCUUUAUGUUACUUGUCAGGGGUGGCUAGAGAAACCGACAGAAGAUGAUGCAAAAAGCAAAGGCUGGUUGAAAAAGUCUUUCACAAAGAAAUGGAAGAAGAGUUACUAUGUGCUACGAAAAUAUUGUGCUGGAGACCAACCUUUCCUGCAGUGGUUUGAUAGAGAAGAAGGAUGGCAGAGGCAAAUGGCACGAGGGACAUUGGAAUUGUUUCCUAGAUACAAGGUGUUCAAAAGAAUGGAACAAAAGUCGAGACAGUAUGUAUUUGAGAUCAGUACUGAUGCUGAAACAUUGAUGUUGGCUGCAGAGAGUGAGACUGUGAUGGACCUGUGGGUGAUUCAGUUACAAAUGCAAACUACUUUAAAUCCACGAGUAGCAGGUUAGAGUCAAAAAACCCAUUUAUGCCUCUGGUGCUUUGGGCUCAUGAAACUGCUAUCAAACAGAAUGUUUCUGAAAUGCUUAGUCUAACAAGGGUAACCAGUCCUUGUAAACAUGGUGUAUCCCAAUUUGUCUUGUAGGUGAGGUCUUCAGGGUCAAAGGCAGUGGCAGCCGACAAAUGCAGAGAAUAGGAGCUAAGGACCAACAGUGUCUCUUACACAUUUCCAGGUGGGGUUUGUCCCUGGCUUUAGAGCGUACUCGAGCUGUGCUGGCUCAGUGGCCCUUGACAACAAUUCGCAACUAUGAAGCUCUAGAUUCCAAUGAAUUUAUCUUUGAGGCUGGCAGGGCAUCCCCUAUGGGUGAAGGGAAAUACAACUUUGUCACACGCAAUGGUGAUGACAACAAGAUUUUUGAUGCCAUAGACAGUUUUGCUUCUGCUCGUGUCAGGAGGGGAAGGAACUUCCAUUCCCCAUCAGCUUCAAAUGAGCUGACAGAAGAUGACAUUGAACGUGCCUAUGAUCAACUCAGGUUUAGCCUCCAAAACUUCCCAGGUAUUUAUAAUGAUUUUGUUAAGUUUUUUUUUCUUCUAAUUGUACAAAAUUGGGAUAAACGGGUUUUGUCUAUGUAGAAACACUUGGGAAUGUUCAGGCAUGCAGAAUAGACUUCUGAAAAACUGUUAGCAAUUUCAGGUUACUACACAACUUCACAAAUGAACUCUGGCUGAUUGAGUCAUAAUAAUUUUCCUUAUCUCCAGGGAAUCGAGACAGAUCUGUUAGACAUAUGAGCCAGAGUGUGCCACGACCCAUUGACACAGGGACACCACAGCAAGCAUAUAAUCACAUAGGCAGAUCAGAUAGUAUAGGCAGUGCGCAUAGUCUUGGCAGCUUCUCAAUGGUCUCAGAAUCUGCUCUAAGCUACAGUCGCCUGGAGAGGCUACCAAGCUGGGGUUCCCAUACAUCCAGUUCAACUUAUCCGAGGGACCAGUACAACACACUUAGUUCAGUGCAGACGGAAAACACCAUACAGGAAGGAAGCUAUGACAGACUAGCCCGCUCACCAAGUACUUCAAGCCGUAACUUUUCUCAAUCACUGGUAAGUGAUUGCAAUAAUGCUGUUAAUGGUGAUUCACCUUUCUUUGUUAUUUUUACAGGAAUGGGUAAUAGUCCUCUUAAAAAUUAAUAUGUUUGACAUCCUUUUUAUCCAGAGUUACCCACCACUGUAUCUUAGAAAAGUGUGCAGCUAUAAUUUGGUGGGAAGUUAAUUCUGAUAGAAAACAAUCAUAAGGUUGAAAAAAGAGAAAAAUGGUCAUGCAGGGAAAUAAAAGAAAACUUAAGAGGUCUCAAGUAGAUGCAGGUCAUUGAGUGGAAUAAAAACCUGUCUUCUUUUAACUUACAAGUUGUUCUGCUUGCCAGACAGGCCUGACUCCAUGAUACAUCUUGUGGUGUUUACAGGACACAAGAUCUCAAAUGGAACAGAGACAUUUGAUGCAGGAGGAGCCAUCUGCCGGCCAGAAAUCACAUGGGACAAAAAUGGCACCCGCUAUACCCAAAAAGAAGAAUGAAUUAACAAAUGGUAAUGAGCAUUCAAAAGAACCCAGUGCAACUCCAAAAAAUCAAAAACCAUCCAGUGUACCAAGAUCAGCUCAGCAAGUUGCAUCUGAUGAUCAUGCUGAGAGAACACAAAGCUUUUCACGUGGUGAGAAACCUUUAUCUGUAGUUGGCUCUCCAAACUUUUUUUAUAUGAAUGCAGCAUAUUCCUCUAGUGUUGAGGUUUUGCCAGUACUCUAUGCUACUGUGGAUCUAAGUAAAAAGACAAAGAAUAAAAAUCCAGCAGAAAGAGCAUCAGAUAAUGCAGUGACUCUUACAAGACAUCAAAGUAAGAGCUCUGAUAGCAUCUUGGAAGGGUCACCACCAAAAUUCACCCACUUUGCAGCUUUUGCAACAGGUACUGAGUGUAAAGACUAUGAAGAUGCAUGCAUUACCAUGAUCCCUCCACAAAAACCUAGUACUGAAAGAGUUUCCUGGGCUCAUGCUAACCUUGUUAACCAAUCAGACCCUCAAGGAGAAAGAGCCGAGGGUGUUACUAAUCUGCCUGUAUUACCUGAAAAGAAGGGCUCAUACCAAGGUCAGGUAGAAGCAUUGGAGAGGACAUUAACAGAAGUGUCACACCUUACUCAACAAGAAAAGUAA